This is a messenger RNA of Talaromyces amestolkiae, 1110 nucleotides long. RefSeq lists its product as uncharacterized. The transcript has 8 exons. Gene Ontology annotation, molecular function: structural constituent of ribosome; RNA binding. Gene Ontology annotation, cellular component: cytosolic large ribosomal subunit. The record is from RefSeq and is a predicted model, not a curated record. The coding region runs from base 1 to 1110 and encodes 369 amino acids. NCBI's taxonomy places the organism in Eukaryota, Fungi, Ascomycota, Eurotiomycetes, Eurotiales, Trichocomaceae.
AUGGCUCCGUCUCGAAUCAACGUCGAAAUGGUAUCGGAAAGACAGUCCGAGGUCGUUACCAAACUUUCUACUGAUGCGGGGCAGCAAAUACCACUUUCGGAAGAAGACGAUAAGAUGGAAACCAAUUCAAUCGACCAAGACGAAAUCCAAGAAGAUGCAGGAUUUGAGGUGGAGGAAGAAGAAGAAGAAAUCUCACUCGACAAUUAUGAACAACUCAAAGAACUCUAUAGAAACUGCCACUCCAGUUCGGGAGGAAACCGCUAUAGUUAUCUCGUCAACUGCUCGCCCUAUAACCGACAAAACGAACAUCCACAUUCAAAUAUUCCAAAACAUCAUAUCGCCACACACUCGCAAUCACGGUAUCUGAACGCUCUACAAAGCGCAGCAGCGCACUCGGAUGGACUGGGCGAUAUGUUUCAUCGCGCUCCGGGAACAGUCACAUUUACUUUCGUGGCACUCUUGAUUAUCGCCAUUUUGCUCGUUGAGAUGGUCGACAUCUUCUGUUAUCGACGCCGACGAAGGUCGCGUGACGAAGAAGAAGAAGAAGAAGAUCGGCACCGCAGAGUGAGAAGAAGGCGGUUACGAACAAGGGCUGUCCGGAUCCCCACCGUUACAGUCGUUGAUGUUAGUCAGCAACCCUCUGCAGUCUCGGCUAUUGGCCCCACAACACCAACAAUUUUGUCCACAUCGUUGACUGCAACGAAAGAUACUUCAUUCUUUGACACACUCACGCUCAACUCUCACCAUCGUCCCAUAACCUUUUACGACAAGGUCCAGCGCAUCAUCACAAUGGCCAAGGCAAAGAAAACCGGUGACACCAUCUCCAGCCGUUUGGCUUUGGUCAUGAAGAGUGGAAAGGUCACCAUGGGCCAGAAGUCUACUCUCAAGUCCCUCCGCUCCGGCAAGGCCAAGCUUAUCCUCAUCGCUGGAAACUGCCCUCCUCUCCGCAAGUCUGAGCUUGAGUACUAUGCUAUGCUCGCCAAGACUCCCGUCCACCACUUCAGCGGCAACAACAUUGAGCUUGGAACUGCCUGUGGUAAACUUUUCCGCUGCUCCACCAUGGCCGUCCUUGACCAGGGUGACUCCGACAUUCUCUCCCAGGAGGCUUAA